This is a messenger RNA of Psylliodes chrysocephalus, 1360 nucleotides long. The record is from the annotation of a GenBank genome assembly. Lineage: Eukaryota; Metazoa; Arthropoda; Insecta; Coleoptera; Chrysomelidae.
GAACAGUCAAGAAUAAUCAGGACGUCGUGGAAACGUCAAACGUCAGUGACUCAGUGAGAGAGAACGCAAAACGGUGUCUUGAGUCUUGUUGAUAAAAUAUAAAAAGUAUUUUGUAAAAUCGAAUAACACUUUAAGUUUUAGAAGAAAAAAGUGCUUUAAUACAAAAGUUAAAAAAAGAUUUAAGAUGACACAAGCGUGGAAACAUGUUGAUGACGCAUCAAUGGAUAUAUGGGCAUUUUCCGACUAUAGUGGUCACGAUGUUGACAUACACGAACCUCCCCCGCAAUCUAUAUUGCAUUAUAAUGCUAGGGUAGGUGCUAAUAAUAAUGUGAGCAUCUUUGAUACUGAUUUUCCUCAUGAAGAAGUGACAUAUGUAAGUUCAGGCCGAGGGAGAGGAGGCGUUAGUAAAUUUUUUAAACCUGGACUGCCAGUUAAUCCAUGUCUAGACGAAGAGGAGGAUAUUAAAAGAAGAUUAAGAGAAGUAUCUGGUUUAGGUUAUUCCAAUGAAUUAAUAGAACACCAUUUUAAGAAAACUGUUCCUUCGCCUAAUCAUGUUAAUGAAACGGAGUUCUGCGAUGUUUCGGACGACCACGAUGAUGAUCAGCCAUUAAUUAACGAUUCUCCAGAAAAAAAUAGGUUUAGUUCUCCCGUUUCAUCAAAAACUGAGUCACGUAGAGUAUCAAUAACAAGUCAUUCUUCAAAUACAUCUAGCCCAAAGAAAGAAAUGCCAAUUGACAACCAAGUCAGGCCUCUUCCGCUAAGCCUUAUUCUAAAAAAAGCAAAGGAAAAAACGUCCAGUACUAACAAAGAAAAUAAUUGCUCAGUAGAGUCAUCUUCAAAAUCAAAUGUGCCAAUGAAAGUUUUUAAGAGCGAGUUAAAUCCUGAUGCUGCCGAAUUUAAGUUCUCUCCUAGAAGUUCCUUGAGAUCUGUAAGUUCAAUUCAAGACAGAGAAGAAUCUUCAAUUUUCAAUCCCGAACAAAUUCCAAUUGAAUAUGACUCCAGAGCAAAUAGCGACAGUAGAUGUAGCAGUAGAAGUAGCACAGGAGAAGAACUGGCUUGGAGGAGGAGAGAUGGCAAAGACUCUAGUAAACCUUUAUUUAAUUGGAACCGUCCUGUUAAUGAUUAUUCGAGUGAAGAGGAUAGUUCGUAUAGACAUGCUGUAUCAAGAAGGAAUGGCAGGAGAAGAGAUUUUUCUAGAAUGGAAGUUUUUGACAUACAUUCAGAUAGCGAUUUCCCAACUUUAACUUAAGGUUUAGAUUCAAUAAUUAAAAAAAAAACUACUUUCCAAAAAACUGUGAAAAAAUGGUGGGUGUAUAUAGAAUACGCCAAAGAAAAUUUUAAACAAAAAAUACGAAUGAGC